Molecule: messenger RNA, 1303 nt
Organism: Hordeum vulgare subsp. vulgare (domesticated barley)
Lineage: Eukaryota; Viridiplantae; Streptophyta; Magnoliopsida; Poales; Poaceae
Product: vegetative cell wall protein gp1-like
Exons: 2
Coding region: 113-1168 (351 amino acids)
Cellular component (GO): plasma membrane
Molecular function (GO): electron transfer activity
Source: RefSeq, a predicted model, not a curated record
CCAACCCGAGCUCACUACAUACACAGGCCGAUCACACAAGUGCGACUGCAAAGUUGCACCCCUUGAUAUUUGUUAGUACAGUUAGGACUUAGGAGGUAGUGAUCUUCCAGACAUGGCGAGCGCUCGUGGUGUGGCGGGGCUGCUCUGCUUCGCGCUCGUCGCCGCGGCGGCGAGCGCGGCGCAGUACCGGGUCGGCGAGCAGCGGGGGUGGAGCGUGCCCGGCGCCGGCGCCGAGCCGCUGAACUCGUGGGCGGCGCGCAUGCGGUUCGUCAUCGGCGACCAGCUCCUGUUCGUGUACCCCAAGGACACGGACUCGGUGCUGCUGGUGGACCAGGCGGCGUACAACGCCUGCAACACCACGACGUACGUGAGCAAGUUCCAGGGCGGCAGCACCGUCUUCACGCUCGACCGCUCCGGCCCCUUCUUCUUCAUCAGCGGCAACGAGGCCAGCUGCAAGGCCGAGCAGAAGCUCAUCGUCGUCGUGCUCUCCGUCGAGCACACGCCGCCGGGACUCCUGCCGCCGCCGCCGCCUCCUCAACCCUCCAUGCCGCCGUCGUCCGCGCCGCCCAUGCCCAGCCCGAUGUCGCCUCCUUCCAUGACACCGCCCAUGCCUAGCCCGAUGUCGCCUCCUUCUAUGACGCCGCCGUCGGCUACGCCGAUGCCGAGCCCGAUGUCACCCCCUUCCAUGACACCGCCGUCCGCCGCACCGAUGCCCAGCCCGAUGUCCCCUCCUUCCAUGACACCGCCGGCCGGCGCGCCGAUGCCCAGCCCGAUGUCUCCCCCUUCCAUGACACCACCGUCCGGCGCACCUAUGCCGAGCCCGUUGUCCCCUCCUUCCAUGACGCCACCGUCCGGCGCGCCGAUGCCGAGCCCGAUGUCCCCUCCUUCCAUGACACCGCCGUCCGGCGAACCGAUGCCUCCGACGGUUGCUCCCGUGGCAACCCCGGACUCGCCACCAUCACCGACAGGUCUAGCUCCGUCACCGGGAACACCUGGAGCUGGAGGCGGAUCAUCGCCGGGCACCCCUGGAUCCGACACGAACAGCCCGCCGGCGCCGGGUGCCGGCGGGGCGAGCGCGACCACGCCGGGAAGCGCGGCCGCUCCGGUGACGGCAGGGCUGAUCGGCACGCUUGCAGCAGGCAUCGGCUACGCCAUGCUAGCUAUCUGAGUGCUCUGUUCUUUUGUAUAGUGUGAAAAAUUGCAUGAUGCCGCUGAUACUCUGCAGAGGAUUUUUACCUUUGUACGUAGGAGUAUUUGUUUUCCGAUUGUGAAAUAAUAAUAAGAGAUACGUUUGAGCUCUUUA